AUGGAGGUGAAGAAUUCAAAAUCCAAAAAGGAAAACGCGGAAUACAGUGACUCAACGGUCGUGAAAAAAAUGAAACAGGGGAUGAGCUACACGGGUAAAGAAAAGACUAUAAUAUUGAACGUUUUUAAAUACUUUAAAGCGGAAUAUUCGGAUUUGUGUGUGACUGAAAUCGUGAGAAGAACUGCUAAAGCUACGGGGUGCAGUGAGAAGAGUAUUUUUAUGUUUAGAAAGGAGGAGAAGACGGGGUUUAAGGAGCCGAGUAAAACUAAGGUUAGGAAGAAUAUUAACAUUAACAGUCGUUACAUUAAAUAUGAUGAUAAUGUUCGUCAAGCUAUAAGGACGAUUAUUUAUGAUUUAAAGUAUAAAAAUGUUGUGCCUAGUUUGAGUACAAUUUUAAAGAGUAUUAAUGGUGAUGAGAGUUUGCCGAAUUUCUCUAUAAUGACUCUACGAAGGUUACUAUUUGAUAUGGGUUUUUAUUAUGAGAAAGAUGGUAGGAAAUCUAUUUUAGUUGAGAAAAACGGCCCAAAACCACCGGAAAUGCCGGUAGAAGAACCUUACAACCCCCCUGCAGUCGAAAACAACCAAAUACCUCAAAAUAAUGCAAUAAAUAUACCUCAACCGUUAAACUAUAUUGAACACCAGAAUCGCUGGGGAUUACCUGAACAUGAACAUCAUCAUAUGGGUGUGAUGAUGCCAAACCAUGGUAUACAACCUGUACACCAUCUUCAACCAAACAUGCCGCUGAGGCCCCACAACUACCAUUUAAUGCAACCAGCUGGAAUUUAUUCUUGA
Molecule: messenger RNA, 792 nt
Organism: Brassicogethes aeneus
Lineage: Eukaryota; Metazoa; Arthropoda; Insecta; Coleoptera; Nitidulidae
Source: the annotation of a GenBank genome assembly